UUUCUUUUUUGCCUAUUCAUGUCAAAAACCAAAUCAGAGAAGGAGUGAAGCAAUCGGAGAAUAGAAAACCCUAAUUAGAGAGUACACAUCAAACACGUACAAUUGAAGAAGUCGGUUGUGCGUGUACAUCGAAGCAAUUUCUUCCGAUUUCCAUUUCCAUUCAUAUCAAAUCACGGCUUCAACUGAAAUCGAAUCCUUUAUGUUGCUGGAUCAUCUUCCACCGAGGCCAUCAAGAACCCUAAUCCUGAGACACGUCGAGAAAAGAGUUAACAUUGCGGCCGAUAAACUGCGGACACCUUCACCCCACGGCGGCAGGGGUGCCCUUCCUUCCGAAGGCGGUUGCCCUUCCGAUCUCCUCUUCCUCGCCGGCGGCGGCGGCCACCACCACCACCUUUCCCUCUGUUCUUAACCCUAAUUGUAUAUAUAUUACGUAGUAUUAUUUUUUAACAUUUUUGAUUCCAUAUAUUAAUAUAUACAAAAGAAGAGAAUAUGUUGACUAUAAAAAGGGUCGCUACUGUUGUUUCCAACUAUCAAGAGGAUGUUUCAGAAGAUAUCCAAACUCAUACUCGAUCUUUGGGUUGUGGACGCAAUUGUCUCGGCAAGUGCUGCUUACCUGUGUCGAAGCUUCCUUUAUAUGCAUUCAAGAAAGAUGAAGAUAAGCCAGUUGAUUACGAUGUUGUGAGUUCUUCUGAUGGAUGUUCACCGAUAACUUUCUUGAACAAUCUUUUAUUGGGGCAGUGGGAGGACAGGGUGAGCCGAGGGCUGUUUCGAUAUGAUGUAACCACCUGUGAGACAAAGGUUCUUGCUGGAAAAUAUGGAUUUAUUGCGCAGCUGAACGAGGGGCGCCACCUGAAGAAAAGACCGACUGAAUUUCGGGUCGACAGGGUUCUUCAACCUUUUGAUGAGAACAAGUUUAAUUUUACCAAAGUUGGCCAGGAAGAAGUGCUUUUUAGGUUUGAACCAAGUGAAGCCAACAACUCCCUUUUCUUCACCAGCAUGCCAGUAAAUGCUGAUGUGAAUUCGCCAAGUGUUGUUGCUAUUAAUGUGAGCCCAAUUGAGUAUGGACACGUGCUUUUGAUUCCCCGUGUUCUUGACUGCUUGCCUCAGAGGAUUGAUCAUGCCAGCUUCUUGCUUGCCCUUCAUAUGGCUAAAGAAGCUGCAGAUCCCUUCUUCAGAUUGGGUUAUAAUAGCUUGGGUGGCUUUGCCACUAUUAAUCACCUCCACUUUCAGGCAUAUUAUUUAUCAGCGCCCUUUCCUGUUGAGAAAGCUCCAACUCAAAAAAUAAUGACAGGCAAUGGACUAGCCGAUAUUGAAGUUAAGAUUUCACGGUUGUUGGAUUAUCCUGUGCAAGGUCUUGUUUUUGAGGGCGGAAAUACAAUUCAAGAUUUAUCUGAAGUUGUUGCCAAUUCUUGCAUUUGCCUUCAAAAGAAAAACAUUCCUUUCAAUGUACUCAUUGCUGGUUGUGGGAAAAGAAUCUUUUUGUUCCCUCAGUGCUAUGCGGAAAAACAAGCUCUAGGAGAAAUCAACCAGGAACUCUUGGAUGCUCAGGUGAACCCUGCUGUGUGGGAGAUCAGUGGACAUAUGGUACUAAAGAGAAGGAAGGACUACAACGAUGCAUCAGAGGAGUAUGCGUGGAGACUUCUUGCUGAGGUUUCUCUGUCAGAGGCGAGGUUUGAAGAGGUGAAGUCCUAUAUCUUGGAAGCAGCUGGUUUGCAGGAGUUGGGGUCUGAGGAAAACAGAAUGAGUGAGGAGGAAUCUCUACACAAUCCUCACGCAUCUCAAGUUGCCUCACAUUUACCUCAAGAUUGCAUGGUUCUGCACUGAGCUUGUUUUCUACCGUAGAAGGUGAUAGUUGUGUGAUGCUCUGUAUUGGUGUAGUUCAUUAGAAACCAAUUUUGUCGUUGCAAUGGGAUCUUGUUUCUUCCAGUUAACAGUUGUUUGAAAUCUGUUUCUCUCGGGUGUUGCACCUCUAUUUGUGUUUUAUUAUGAUCUAUAUUUGGCAUCAGAGCUGUAAGUGCCAAAUAUUCUGAGCUGAAGUUUUUGGAAAGUCGAAACCUAAGCUUAGUUUGAAUUCCCAUGUCUAGCUAUCUUGUCUACAACUGUUUGUGAUUGAUCCAAUGGUGUUUGGUUCAGUUAUUGCAGCUUUUUGAAACCCUAA
Molecule: messenger RNA, 2158 nt
Organism: Cornus florida
Lineage: Eukaryota; Viridiplantae; Streptophyta; Magnoliopsida; Cornales; Cornaceae
Product: GDP-L-galactose phosphorylase 2-like
Exons: 5
Coding region: 490-1824 (444 amino acids)
Biological process (GO): glucose metabolic process
Cellular component (GO): cytoplasm
Molecular function (GO): GDP-D-glucose phosphorylase activity
Source: RefSeq, a predicted model, not a curated record